AUGGUCCACUCCCCCAACGAGACCCUCCUGUUGAACCUCACAGAGUCACCCAGGACUCUCUUCUCCUCCACCUCGGUGCUGCAGAGUCAGAGAGCCACAUGUUUUCAGUUUGCCUCCCUGCUGUGCAGCCUGCUGCUCGGCGCCCACUACGAUGCCUACUGUGUCAGCGGCUACGCUGUCAGAGAGAUGUGUCUGCAGGACCAGAGUCUGCAGGAGUGCCCCCUGCUGGACAAACAGGUGGAGAGUGUGACGUCAGAGCAGGAGCCACAGGACAACAAGUACACACCCAAACCACAGAAGAGUCUUUUUUUGAUGCAGCCAGAGAAGAAGAAACAGGACGCUGAAGCGGCGCUGCUUCAGAAACAGAAAGUUCUGGAGCAGAGUGAGCAGCGACCCCCUGACCCCCUGCGGGGCCUGCGCAGACACUGCUGGGUGCUCGUACUCUCAGGGAGCCUCAGCGUACAGGAAAACUUCUUCAUCGACCCUCUGACAGGAAACAGAUACCCUACUGACCACGACCACUUCCUGGGCAUCGACAGCGUGUGGAACAACCUCAACUACUACGCCAACAUGCAGGACUGCAGCAACGGCUGCGCUAAUAUGGUGUAUGACCUGGAAGAUGUAAACCUGUGGGAGCCACUUUUGUUUGGUGCAACCAGUAAGAAACAGCUGAUUCUGGAAGUGUUGAAAAGGAAGGAGAACAAGACGAUGAAGAAUAUUAUUAAAGAUAAGAAGGUUGAUGUUGGCCGCCAGUUGCCCACCCCUGAUCUAGAUAAGAACGGAGGACUGCUCCGGAGAUUCUCCUGA
Molecule: messenger RNA, 807 nt
Organism: Labrus mixtus (cuckoo wrasse)
Lineage: Eukaryota; Metazoa; Chordata; Actinopteri; Labriformes; Labridae
Product: dynein regulatory complex subunit 7-like
Exons: 6
Coding region: 1-807 (268 amino acids)
Biological process (GO): flagellated sperm motility
Cellular component (GO): motile cilium
Source: RefSeq, a predicted model, not a curated record